Molecule: messenger RNA, 1985 nt
Organism: Nothobranchius furzeri (turquoise killifish)
Lineage: Eukaryota; Metazoa; Chordata; Actinopteri; Cyprinodontiformes; Nothobranchiidae
Source: RefSeq, a predicted model, not a curated record
GAUAUUUGGCAGCACAAAAAACUUGUCAAACACAAUAUUUAUUAUAAUAAUUGUAGGCAGAAAGGAGACAGAGCUGAUGGAGGUUCUCAGUCAUCGAAGGAUGGCUGAAGGCUUUCCAGGAACAGGAGAUGUGGUGUUGUCUGUUCUCUCUCUAUUCUGCCAGAUGAGCUGAUAGGUUACAGGUGUGUGAGGACAUCCUCAUGCUGUCAUAACCAGAUGACAGGAGUUAUCAGGUGAUCAGCCAGGCUAAUGAUGAGAUGCAGAAAGAAAACAAAUCCAGGACGGUGUACAGUAAUAAUAUCAGAAUCAGAAAAGGUUUAUUGUCAGUGAACAAGCAGUUCACAAACUAGGAACUUGCUUCGGUACUAAUGUGCUACAUAUAACAUGAAUAAUAAAUUUCAAAAAUAGAAUAAGUAGAAUAAAAUAUAAUAAAACUAGCAUAAAACAUUCAGCUAUAAAAAAAGACAGGUAAUGGUAAUAUGGCCGAUAACGUGACGUUGUGACGAGUACAGAAGACGAACAUGGGUGUGUGUUUAUAAGCUGUUCACAAGUCUAACGGCAGAUGGAAACAAGCUGUUCUUAUGGCGGGAGGUUCUGGUCCGGAUGGACCGUAACCUCCUGCCUGAGGGAAGCGGCUCAAAAAGUGUGUGUCCCGGGUGAGAAGGGUCAGCUGCUAUCCGGCCUGCACGCCCCCGAGUUCUGGAGACGUACAGGUCCUGGAGAGAUGGAAGGCUGCAGCCAAUCACCUUCUCAGCGGAGCGCACAAUGUGCUACAGUCUAUGUUUGUCCCUCACCGUGGCUCCAGCGUACCACACAGCGACGGAGGAGGUGAGGAUGGACUCAAUGAUGGCCGUGUAAAACUGCACCAUCAUCUGGGUCGGCAGCUUGGCCUUUUUCAACUGCCGCAGAAAGUACAUCCUCUGCUGGGCCUUUUUGAUCAGGGAGCUGAUGGAUGGCUCCCACCUAAGGUCAUGUGUGAUGGUGGUUCCGAGGAAGCGGAAGGAGUCCACAGUGGUGACGGGGGUGUCCGUCAGGACGAGGGGGAGAGAUGGGGCUGUGACUUUCCUGAAGUCCACAAUCAUCUCCACUGUCUUCUGAGCGUUGAGCUCCAGGUUGUUGCUGCUGCACCAGUACACCAGCCGUUCCACCUCCCUCCUGUAGGCGGACUCAUCACCGUCAGAGAUGAGCCCGAUGAGGGUGGUGUCGUCCGCAAACUUGAUUAGUUUAACGGAGUCAUGGCUCGAGGUGCAGCAGUUUGUGUACAGGGAGAAGAGCAGAGGAGAAAGUACACAGCCCUGUGGAGAUCCUGUGCUAAUUGUCUGAGUGGUGGAGACAUUCUUCCCCAGCCGCACACACUGCCUUCGGUCCGUCAGGAAGUCAGUGAUCCACCUGCAGGUGGAGUUGGGUACGUUAAGCAUGGAGAGCUUGUCCUGGAGCAGAGCAGGGAGGAUGGUGUUGAACGCAGAGCUGAAGUCCACAAACAGGAUCCUAGCGUAGGUUCCCAGAGAGUCCAGGUGCUGCAGGAUGAAGUGGAGGGCCAGGUUGAUGGCAUCGUCUACAGACCUAUUAGCUCUGUAUGCGAACUGCAGAGGGUCCAGGAGGGGGGAGGUGAAGGACUUGAGAUGAGGGAGGACCAGGCGCUCAAAAGACUUCAUGACUACAGACGUCAGCGCCACAGGCCUGUAAUCAUUCAGUCCAGUGAUACGGGGUUUCUUAGGUACAGGGACAAUGGUGGACAGCUUAAAGCAGGCUGGAACAUGGCAGGACUCCAAGGAGAUGGUAAAGAUGUCCGUGAAGAUUUGAGACAGUUCCUCUGCGCAGUGUCUCAGGGUUGCGGGGGAGACACCGUCCGGGCCCGGGAAUUUCCAUGGCAGUGGAGGGGGAGGGAUGACCCGCUGUCUGUCGGCGCGGAGGAUCUGGAAUCCCUCCAAAUGGAGCGCGCAAUCCGGGGUCUGCUCGUUGAGUCUCGUCUCCGUGAAGCAUAA